AUGUUAGCAAAAAUAUUAUUUCCAAUGUGUCAUUUGAAACAUAUGACAUUAAUAUUGAACAAAGCAUUGAAAGUGGGUAAUAAUAUAUUGAGUGGUAUUCGAUGGAGAUCAUUCUUAUCAACGACACUUAUUUUAUUGAAAACAUUUAACUUUAAGUUUUCUAUUGAACCAACAUCCGAACAAGAAAUGUAUGUCAUUUUAAAUACAUUUAAAUCCAAAUGGUGGUCGAAAAAAAAGCGAUGGUUUGUGGAAUAUGAUGCUCAUCAAAAUGCUCUUAUCACGAUACCUUAUUUUGCUUCAAAAACUUUCGAUAAUCGUCAAUCAUAUUCAUUUGAUUUGAUGCAGAAUCCUAAAAUAUUCUAUUCAAAUAUCAAUGAUUUAAGUAUCGAUCUCGUGAAAUAUGAUGAAUUCGAUCAAAUAUUAAUGUCUCAACCUAUAAAUCAACCACGUUUUAAUCAUGUAACAAGACUGUCAUUGAAUGGCUACUUAACAACAGAUAUUUGUGAUGCAAUUCGAAAUGAUGUGAAUCUUAGCAUGAUUCAAUAUUUUGAAUUUUCAUCAAAUGUUGGUACUAAUGAAGCUUUUAUUGAAUUAUUUGAAAAUAUGACUAAUCUUUCUUCUAUUCAUUUACAAUAUUUACAUAGUCUUGAUCUAUUUAAUCUAAUUUGA
Rotaria sp. Silwood2 is the source of this 669-nucleotide messenger RNA. The record is from the annotation of a GenBank genome assembly. NCBI's taxonomy places the organism in Eukaryota, Metazoa, Rotifera, Eurotatoria, Philodinida, Philodinidae.